Asparagus officinalis (garden asparagus) is the source of this 813-nucleotide messenger RNA. RefSeq names its product putative nuclease HARBI1. Bases 1 to 813 code for a protein of 270 amino acids. The transcript has a single exon. The record is from RefSeq and is a predicted model, not a curated record. Lineage: Eukaryota; Viridiplantae; Streptophyta; Magnoliopsida; Asparagales; Asparagaceae.
AUGGUGGAAAUAUUCGCAGAGCGGUAUCUACGAACACCUAACGCUAACGAUAUUGCUAGGCUACUCUAUAUUGGAAAAAAACGUGGUUUUCCAGGAAUGUUAGGAAGUCUUGAUUGUAUGCAUUGGAAAUGGAAAAAUUGUCCAACAGCAUGGUCUGGGCAAUACACAGGACGUAGUGGGUCACCAACUAUUAUCCUCGAAGCUGUGGCAGAUUAUGAUCUUUGGAUAUGGCACGCAUAUUUUGGUAUGCCAGGCACCAAUAAUGAUAUCAAUGUGCUGGAGUCAUCUAAUCUUUUCUCUAACCUAGCUCAAGGUAUUGCUCCUCCCGCUCACUAUGUUAUUCAAGGAAAAGAGUAUAAUAUGGGUUAUUAUUUAGCUGAUGGUAUAUAUCCGAAAUGGGCUACUAUUGUACAAACAAUCCAACAGCCACAAGGUAGGAAGAAAAAAUAUUUUGCCAUGAAACAGGAAGCAUGUAGAAAAGAUGUAGAACGUGCGUUCGGAGUUCUCCAAUCACGAUUUGCAAUCGUGGCAGGAUCAGCACGUUUUUGGAAAAAACAUGUAUUACAUGACAUAAUGACUGCAUGCAUUAUUAUGCACAAUAUGAUAAUCGAGGAUGAACGUGAUCUUUAUGCACCAAUUCAAGAAGUGAGGGAAGCACCAAUACCAGAAGUUGAUAUGGUAGCAGAUGAAACUACAAGAUUUACUCAAUUUAUUGCACGUUACGGAAAAAUCAAGGAUAAAGAUGCUCAUAUUGCGCUUCGUAAUGCAUUGAUAGAUCAUCUAUGGGAGGAAUACACUAAUUCAGAUAGUUAA